Molecule: messenger RNA, 9617 nt
Organism: Pelobates cultripes (western spadefoot toad)
Lineage: Eukaryota; Metazoa; Chordata; Amphibia; Anura; Pelobatidae
Source: the annotation of a GenBank genome assembly
AUGGCCUGCAGGUCGGUUCGAGUCUGUGACUCUUCCAUCGCUGUGAUGGAAGUAGUAUGUGGCUCACCCAAGGACAGUAAGCGUGAGGGUAACAUAGAGAGGAGAACCAAAACUCUGUACUUAACUUGUAAUGGAGCAGCAAAGAAAGAGGAAGUGCUUCAGUUAUACAUGCCUCUUAUAUCCAUUGCCUGUAUUUGAUUGGUUCUCAGUUUUCUCUUUACUAAUCUUUGCUGCUAUAUGGAGUUAGUAAAGAAAGAUAAGCAAAAUAUGAAGCCUCCUGUCAUGUGGUAAAAUUCACUAAAAUACUGAUUCUCUUAGCAGCAGCUCUAAGGUUAAAGGGUUUUUCGACUAUACCUUGUCUGGACGACUGGUUUCUGAAAGCAGAAUUAAUACGGCAUCUGAAAAGAAACCUUCUAGAGACCAUUCAAUUUUUACAGAAACUUGACUGGAUCAUCAAUUUACAAAAAUAUCAGAUUCCUUCUACAAUAAUUCAAUUUCUGACUUUUUUGCUGGAUUUCAGAUCUCUUUUGCAAGUGGAGGGAAAAAAAAAAAGCAUAAAGACAUAAGUUUCAGUGCUUCAAAGAAAAUAAUUUUGUACCAUAAGAAAGGCUAUGAGUAUUUUGGUUCUUCUUACUUCUGCUAUCCCAGUUGUGAGAUGGGCAAAGGCAGAGAUCAGACCUCUUUAGUGGAACAUCUUUGCCAAUUGGUCAAGAAAAAAAAGAAGACAGAUUCAGAAUUAAUCUUUUCUGAAGUAGUAAGAAAACAAUUAACUUGGUGGAAGAAGUCAGAAAACCUAACCACAGGUCUAUCUUUCCAACAAAGAAAUUGGAUUAUCAUUACCAUGGACGCCUCCCUAACAGGCUGGGGUGCUCACUUAUAGUCUUAAUUUCAUCAGGUAAAAUGGCAGUCAAAAGAAGCAUCCCACUCGUCGAAUUUCAGAGAGAUGAAGGCGGUAAUGAAUGCCCUGUUAGCCUUCAAACCAAUAAUCUCCAAGAAGACUGUAAGAAUAAAGUCAGACAAUGUCACUACACACAGGCAGAGUGUGCCACUCAUGUUCUCAAAGAUAGUAUAGUGGUUUGGCUUUCUGGAAAGAAAAUCUCAUGGCCACAAGAACAAAAACGUUUAAUGUUUGCAUCUCUUCUGAGACAGGAACAUCCAUAUUUCCUGAACAGUCUGUCAAUCCCAUGGAAGUUCAAGAGUGCAUAUAUUUUCCCACCACUAGCUCUGAUAGCUCAAAUUAUACAAAAGAUCUAGUCAGACAAAUCCAAAAUAUUGCAAAUUACAGAUACACAGUGUGACGAGACCAAUCUUGCCACAUUGCAUUGGAGAAGCCUGGUUGCUCGCCUGUUGCCUUUGGAUUAUGGCCCCAUGUUAAAAGGCUUGAUUUUCCCCUGCAAAGACAUGAAAGCUGGGUCAUUCGGUGUUGGCCCUGUUUGAGCGGUGAUACCCCAGAUAGCUAUGCCAUGGAGCCCAUUCGUAUAAUGAAGGGCUAUGGGAAAGACUUUGGCUCCAUGGCAAUUGAACUGUAUGUGUGUGUGUGUGUGUGAAUGUGAUGCAUACUUUUCAAGUUAUGAAUAAUGUGGAAAAAAUUUAUUUCUCUGCUUGUUAUAAUUACAUUACCCAUUGUGUAAGGUAAUCGAAUCACAGGCAGAGGGGAGGAUUUUGUGUGGGAGUGUCUGAGUGUAUUGUAUGUGUUUAUUGGUUGUGUUCCAAAACCCUGUGGGUGGUACUAAUGUGUAAGAAUGUGUACAUAAGAACAAUAAACCCACAGCUCUGUCUGUUCACUGCUUGACCCUCAACACGGAGCUUUGUCUCGUUCUUGGGGGGAUGUAUUGUAUGCUGUUCCAGUUCGACUGCUAGGAGUGUAAACCUAUUCGUAUGGUUUUUCCUAUUCGGCUGUUUACAGCAUUCGUAUGGUUUCCUGUUCGGCGGAUUGGUGUUCUGCAGUAGCUGUGCCUAUGUCUCUGGAAGGGAAGAUCUACUAAACAGCGGUUUAACCCUUUUAUGCCUGGGGCUGCCGUUACACCCAGUAGAUAGUGUAGAAAACUGUUCAGUGCUUCAAAAUAACUUAGUUGAAUCCCCAAAACCAUCUCCAAAAGAAUAAUAAAAAAUACAUACAUACAGUAGAGCACUGAAAAUACAAUUAAUACACAGACCUAGGAAUAAAACUUAAAAAUAUAAUAGUGCAGAAACAUCUAUAUGUUUAUACGAGGUAUAAGGUAGCAAUAUAAAAAGCACAGUCACAAACCUAGAGCCAAUAUGUGCAUCUGGCUCAAGUGUGAAGCAUAAUAGAACAAUGUUAGGAGGUCAUAAUCCUUCUAAUUGGGAGAAUGUAGCUGUUUGAACAAAGAGAAUCACAUAGAACUGUGUGGCACAAACAAAGUAAGUACAUACUUGAAUGCACUUAUGUGAUUCCUGAUUGUCAAUAUGCACAUCAAAUGGUAACUGGUAUAUUCAAGAGUCUUGUGCCUUUUGCAUGUUCAGUAUCCUUUAUUGAAACAAAUAAUAGAUAUAUGAAAUAAAUACUAAAACAAACAUGUAUAAAAACUAUAAAAUGAAUUCAAAGACUAGUGUCUGUAGCAGCCAGAAUGUGUUUCAUCCUAUUGACAUACAGAUAUGCCUGUAAAUAAAGAGGGCCCACCAGGUUAAUGUAAUAAAAAGGGGAGCAGUGGGUGGGCCAACAAAUGAUCGUAGCCCAGGUAAGAGGGUUGCCUGAAUUUAAAUUGCCGGUAACCCGUCCCACAACUACAGGCUAUAGCCUUUAUAUUUGAGGUUGGGGAGAAAAGUCGUAAUAAUGCAAAGUCAGUUGUGGUGUGCCGAAACUGACGUACGGGUAGGCCUGUAAAAAAAGAGGGCAGAAAGAUACCACUUUUUACAUAUACAACUUACGUGCCAAACUCUUAUUGCUUCCUUAACUCUCUUCUCGGGUUGCGUUUGUAUCUAUUUCCCAUGGGUUUGGAAAAUAAAAAAUACAAAUUAGGUAGCGCCUGUAAAGAAUAGAUACAUAAAUAAAUAUAUAAAAUAACUUUGAAAAUAGUCCAAGUAAUUUAACACUAGUCCAAAUGAGGUAGUUCAAAGUAGUAGGGGAGAGUCUUUGUGGAAGAGCAGACUGGUUUUGAUAGUGGUGGUAUCACGGAAUAAAACUUGAAAUCCAAUAGGACAUGUGGAGAAUAAACAGAGAGGGAAACACCAAUGGUAUGGUCAUGGGCGUCCGCAUGGGGGGGGGCACUUGCCCCCUCCCCCCCUGGAUUUUUCAGCUUGUUCUGCUAUAUUUCGUGUGAGAUUGAAAAUACAGUUCAAUACUGGUUGGUAGGUGGUGCUGUGUAUGGAGAGAGACAGGGAUAGGAAGCUACAGCUUAUCCCUGCUUCUCUCUCCUGACUGAAUCUGCAGGGGAGCAGCCAGAGACAGCCUACAGAUCAAGUAAAUGGGGGGGGGGGCAGCCUACAGAUCAAGUAAGUGAGGGAUGGGGGGCAGCCUACAGAUCAACAAGUAAGUGAGGGAUGGGGGCAGCCUAUAGAUCAGGAAGUGAGGAUGGGGGGCAGCCUACAGAUCAGGGAGGUGAGGCAUGGGGGGCAGCCUAUCAGAUCAGGGAAGUGAGGCAUGGGGGGCAGCCUAUAGAUCAGGAAUGAUUCUGGCAUAGAUCAGGGAAGUGAGCAUGGGGGCAGCCUAUAGAUCAGGGAAUUGAGGCAUGGGGGGCAGCCUAUAGAUCAUGGAAGUGAGGCAUAUAGAUCAGGGAAGUAGGCAGCAGCCUAUAGAUCAGAAAGUGAAGGAGGGGGGCAGCCUAUAGAUCAGGGAAGUGAGGCAUAGGGACAAGCCUAUAGAUCAGGGAAGUGAGGCAUGGGGGGCAGCAGCAGCCUAUAGAUCAGGGAAGUGAGAGAUGGGGGGUGCAGCAUACAGAUCAGGUAAGUGAGGGAUGGGGGGAUACAGCCUAUAGUUCAGGUAAGUGAGGGAUGGGGAGACAGCCUUUAGAUCAGGUAAGUGAUGGACGGGGGGCAGCUUAUAGAUCAGGUAAGUGAGGGAUGGGGAGACAGCCUACAGGAAGGGUCAGGAAGGAGAAGGAACAGAAAUGAGCAGGAAGGGACAUCAAGGAGCAGAAAGGGGGAGCAAGGAGCAAAAAAGGUAAAGUAGGAGAAGGAGCACAAAGGAACAGAAAUGAGCAGGAAGAGUCUGCAAGGAGCAGGAAGGGUCAGCAAGAAGCAGGAAGGGUCAGCAAGGAGCUGGAAAGGGCAGCAAGGAGCAGAAGGGGACAGAAGGAGCACAAAGGUAAAUUAGGAGAAGGGACAGAAAUGAGCAGGAAGGGUCUGCAAGGAAAAGGAAGGGUCUGCAAAGAGCAGAAAGGGAUCAGAAAGAGAAAGUUGCAGAAGGGCGCAAAAUAAGCAGAAAGGUAAAGGAGUAGAAGGAGCCAAGGAGGAGAGAAGAAAAAGAAGACUGUGUCAAAUGAAGGAGAAGAAAAUGAGAUUGGAGCAGGAAGGACAAGUGAAGUGAACCUUCCACUUUAUUUUGGACACCACAUCAUAAGGCUUUGGUACCUGGGCCUGGCAGGGAAACUUUGGACCUUCUCAUCUCCCCAGGUAAAAAAAGAUAGUGUUAAUAUGUUUAUUUUUAGCACAGCUGGGUAGGGGGUGUCACUAAUUGGCUAAAGCGGUCAGCUGACACUCGAAGCCAAUCAGUAGCUCCCCAUUCGUAAAAAAAGUUAAACGUCAAUCUGCACUUCCUGACACUCCGUUUCAGAAGCUGAAUACCACUUAGUGACCUGGAGAUCUGGAGCUGGAGGAAGCCUUUGGGGUUAAACCAUUUGAGAGCAGUUUAACCACUUAAAGGAAAGAGAGCACUCAGGGCUUCCUGGCAUCAUAGGAUUUUCAUUUAGAUGAAGUUGUUAUGGUGACCAGAAUGUUCCUUUAAUUUGCUUAACCCCUUAAGGACCAAACUUCUGGAAUAAAAGGGAAUCAUGACAUGUCACACAUGUCAUGUGUCCUUAAGGGGUUAAAGGAACACUAUAGUGUCAGGAAUACAAACAUAUAUUUCUGACACCCAUAGUUGUGAAAACACUUUUCACCCUGGCUUUAUGUGAUAAUGACUAUGCCCCUUCCCUUUCAUGACACUGUCAAAAAGGGACCAAGCAUGGAAGUCAUUACAAUUAUGCCUCUGAAAAAUCCCCACUCAAGGAUAUAUAAGGUUCUUCAGGCUUUCAAUCUUGAGUAGCAGCAAGGUAAUCCAACCCAGAAAAUAAAAGGUGGUAGAAUAUAGUGCUCACUGUUUCUUUAAGUGUAUGAGAAAAAUAUAAGAAACGUACUUACAAUUUGCCGAGCAGACCCACUGGUGUACAGCGUAUGGGUGGUAUAAUCCCCAUCUAGGGAUUCUUAGGAACCACAAAAGGGAUGUCAGGACAAAAAUAAUAAAAACUGAAAAACAGGAAUAUGGCAAAUGUAUAGCCAAAAAAAUCCUUUAUUAAAUAGAAAUACUAAAAAGGUUUCUAUUUUAUAUUUCCCAUGGGUUUGCAGCAUUCUAUUCUUUAAUUAUAUGUACUGGAAUAUCCGUGUUAGAAGUAGCCUAAGAAUUUGUUGAAAAUUUAGAAGGGUCGAUGCCAAGUAUAUGAAGAGCCUAAUGUAAAAAUAAUUGCUUAGUGGUGCAUAUUCCCUGGACAGCCUGCUAUAGUGCGGCAGUAGGCACUAAUUUAUAUUCGGUCCCAUAUUUGUUGGAUGAAGGGGGAUAAUACUGAAGUGUCUGUUUGAUUAUAUUUUGUGUUUAAUAUGGAAUGCUCAAUUAGCCUCUAUUUAAUGAGUUCAUGGAUAGAAAACUGGAUAAAUCUGAUAACGUUACUGUGUAGAACUGUUACUGUAGAAUCUGAUAACGUUACUGUGUAUUGUGAGAUACCGCAAAGCCAUAUAUAUUGCUGCCUUAAUGCGGUAUAGUGUGAGUUUCAAUGAUAACUGUCAAGUAUCUGAAGCACACCAUUUUUUUCCCUGUCAAUAGAUGGCAGGGCCGCCAUCAGAAAUUGUGGGGCCCCUAACACAGCUCAAGGUCUGGGCCCCCGGGUGCCCGCCUCCAAAUCCCACUCACAGGAAUACACACACACAGACACAAAAGGACACAGACACAAAAGGACACAGACACAGAAAGAUACACACAUACUAACAGACACAAAUACUGAAACAGACAUACACACAUAUAGACACAUACACACACACACAUACUGACAUACAGACACACACACUGACGUACAUACAUACUCACAUACUGACACACACAUACAUACAUACUGACAAACAGACAUACAUACUGUGACAAAAGUACUCCUUUCCCUUGGUACCUUGUCCUGGGAUUGGGGUGUUACACACAGUCUUUUCAGGCUUUAGAGACACUUCACACGCUGGAUGAGGUAAAAGGACUUGCUCUUUUUAUUGUGGUUCCAAAAUAAAUGCACAGUAAGGUAUAAAAGGUUGUAACAACAUAUAUAUAACAAAAUCCUUGCUCUUCUGAGCACUAACUAAACAAAAUAAUUAGCUAACUGGGUUGGAUGGCUUGUCCAUUUCCCAACAUAAACAACAACCUUACUGUUUCAGGGAUUUUCAGCUCUCUGUUUCCACUCACAAAAAUCAAACACAAUCUCUCUCCUCCUUUGGCAGGGGAGUACUUAAUAGCACCUGUAAUUAACAAUCCUUUUCAGGUGAGGUAAAUUAGGAUUGAAACUCUGGAACUGGGCUUCUCACCUGUAGGUUCCAAGCAACUACCAAAAUGUGGAGUGGAGCACUGGCCCACCCUACUCUCCAAGUGCUCCACCCCAGGGCCCAAAUAUACACAUAUUUAAAGUGCAAUAUUCAUUUUAACAUAACACAUUUCCAUGGGGUUAAUUACACAAAGAAGGAACCUUGCAAAAUCUGGGGAGAUAUAUAGAUUCCCUCCAGCACAAUUCUUUGCUUUCGGUCACAAUACACAUAAAUACAUACUGACAUACAUACAUGCAUAAUGGCAUACAUACACAUACAUACUGAUAUACAUAAAUACAGACAUACACACACACACACACACAUAUAUAUACAUACACAGAUACAUACUGACAUACACACACACACACACACACAGACAUGCAUACUGACAUAUAUACUGAUAGAUAUAUAUACAUACAUACUGACAUACACACACACACACACACACUGACAUACACACAUACAUACAGAUAGAUACAUACACACAGACAUACUGACCCACGCGGAGUAAGCUGGGAGGAAAUGACCGGACGUCACUUCCUCCCAGCAGCACUUGCUGUGUAGCUGCAAUUUUUUUAAAGGGGCCCGUUCGCACAAUUACACGGCCGCAGCGCUGACCGGGCCCCUGAAGAUAUAGGGCUCAUCAGCAGCCCUAAAUGUUUGGGCCACCUGAUGGGCCCCGGUGCAGAUGCACCUGCGGCAGUUUUGCUGCUCCACGUGGGGCCCGGGCGGCCAGGCCCCCGCAGGGCCGCUGGGCCCAUGACAACCGUCAUGGUUGUCACCCCCUGAUGGCGGUCCUGAUAGAUGGUCAUUUGGGUGUAAAGAAUGAUCUAGUCGUUAUAUAUCAUUGUAAUGUUCAAUAGGGCAAGGAGGCACAUUAGUUGUGAUUUAAGAAAGUAGUAAGUAAAUGAUGUUAAAUGCCUAUCAGAUAAAGUUUAUAGUAUUAUGUUAUAGUUUGAACUAAGGUGGCAAAAAAGGCCAUAGUUUUGAAUAAGAUUCAGUGAUCUGGAAGUUGAUACGUAUCUGUUGAAAACAGUCAGAGCUCUUGUUAUAUGUUCUUUGUGUUUGUGGAUAGGGCAGUUUGUGCUGCCAACCUGCUAUGACCAGUAAAAGGGCUAGUACUGUAUGUAGACUUUGAAGGUUGAGGAUUUAUGUGUUUCCUGACAGUCAAGUGUCGUUUGAAGACAUCCUAAAAUGAGAACAUGACAAGGUGUAAGGUGCUGAGUUAUGAUGGUCAAAGAUGUAAACACAAACCAGAUAAGCUGAUGACUACUUGCUAGCCAUUUGAAUCUCCCAACCAUCCUAGUGGAAAUUAGGACCGUUGUUAAUGAUAUUGCAGGCUGUCAUGUCUGAGCACAUUGAUUACUAGCCCUUGCCAUAAGGUUUCCCAAGUGUUAGCGUCUGCUAUUCUGGGGUAACCUCAAAGAGAGCUGAGGUAUCAAUAAAUGACGGUAGGUAAACAGUCUCGGGAGACCACAUCUCUCUAAUCCAGGGUUUCUCAAUAAAUGUUUCCCUUGGAACCCUUUGACGUGGUAUAGCAAAACUUUGGAACCCCAACAAAAAAAUGAGUGCCAUAGAGUAGCGCAGCGCAAACCUUUCAAUGAUCAGAGUGUAAUGUUCUCUUUUGCUGGCAAAUUCCUUAUAUCUGGUUUAAUUGUUGACAGCAUGUCUGCAGUUGCGUCAAGUCGAUUUUGAUACUUUGUUUUUGUUGCAGAGUAGAGCGAGAAUCCAGUUUCACAUAAGCAUGUGCUGGCGAAUGGCAACAGAACUUUGAUUGCCCGCUUGGACAAUUCUGAGUACUCCGCGUGUAAAUUACCCCAAAAAGCAAUGAGAAACUUCUUUAAAUUUUUUGCUUAUUUGACUGUCAGAAGUUAUAUCAAUCAGAUUCUCAAAAUCUACAUCAGAAAAAUUGGCUGGCUUGUCUUUUAUGAAUGGAUUUAGAACCCAGUCAUUACUGUUUUUAUUCAAGAAUAGAAAAUACGGGGGGGCGGAGCCUAGCUGCCAAGCAGAGUGGACGUGCUGAAACCCAGCUCCUGCAUUAUCUGCCUGAUUUUGGGGAAAAUACCCAGUAAAACUGGCACAGAACUACUCUAACGGGCAUAACUGAAUUGGGAUCCUCGGGGGGCAACUCUGGACACCCAAAUCGACUAGCUAAUCACCCGAGAUCCCUAGCUGCGGUGACCGAGGCCUACAGGAUGGCUGGCAGAGGGGAGACGGCCGCUCUCCUUUCCACCUACCUGCUCCACGACCACUUCGACCCUCAUUCAUCCUGCCCGCCCCCCCCCCCGGGACCGGUGGGGGAUAUCCCGGUCCUCGCCGCAAGCCCAGUCCGAGCCUAUACACAGCGUGUGGACACCAGGGCCGGCGACACGUGGCCCAUCGAAAAUGGUGGCGGAGUACUCGCAGCAACUCAGCUUGAAGCAGCUAAGCAGAGCUCCGACUGCGGCACAGACCUCAUGCAGCGUCUGGAUGCACUGUUCAACGACUUCUGGGAGAAGCUCCAGCGGCGCGCACAGCGCACCAAGACAAAACGACAGGACCCCAUGGACCCAAGAGAGGGGAGCUAUGGGCGGCCGGGCAAGAGGGGAAUUCCCUUGGGCGCAACACGAGACCAAAAGCUGACACUCACCCACCCCGGCCCACCCAGGCUGCAGGCCAAGAGGGCCUUGACCCGAAGGCGUCGGCCACAUAGGCGGAAACGCAAGCGGCAAUCAACAUACAGACCUCCCGCCACCCCCAUGAGGGGGAGACACUCGGGCAACGUGUGCCACCGAGUCUCAGGCCAGAAGACGCAGGCCUGCACACCAGCUUGGGGCAAGAGGGACACCCCCACCACCGGCCGAGCAUCAGCACCUCCUCUGGACCAACCGGAGAGCCUCAGCCGCAUUCCCACAGAAGGAAUAGGAUAA